Molecule: messenger RNA, 336 nt
Organism: Helobdella robusta
Lineage: Eukaryota; Metazoa; Annelida; Clitellata; Rhynchobdellida; Glossiphoniidae
Exons: 3
Coding region: 1-336 (111 amino acids)
Biological process (GO): regulation of transcription by RNA polymerase II
Cellular component (GO): nucleus
Molecular function (GO): double-stranded DNA binding; transcription coregulator activity
Source: RefSeq, a predicted model, not a curated record
AUGCAGUCAAAGUCAAAUAUUAGUUAUCAGCCAGGUGAUUUAAUUUUUGGAAAGGUCAAAGGCUAUCCUCCAUGGCCUGCCAGGAUUAACAAGGUAGCAGAUGAUGUUGUAGUGCCUAAGGGAAAAUAUCCUAUUUUUUUUUAUGGAACUUAUGAAACAUGUUUCUUGUCUGCGAAAGACAUUUUCUCCUAUGAAAAGUUCAAAGGCAAGUAUGGAAAACCUCAGAAGAGAAAGGGUUUUAACGAAGGACUAUACGAAAUCGAAAACAAUCCACUUAUAAAGUCUUCUGGAAUUGUACGAGAUAUUAUCCAGAUUUUGCUUAUUGUCAUUUUAUGA